UUUAUUUUGACAUCUUCUGGAACAGGAAGUGCCUGAAUGCGUGAUUGUCAAGCUGUAGGACAUGGGGGUUAAAAUUGAAAUUUUUAGGAUGAUGGUGUAUUUGUCGUUUCCAGUGGCGAUGUUUUGGAUAUCAAACCAAGCCGAGUAUUUUGAGGAAUAUAUCGUGAAGAGAAAGAGGGAGAUCUUCCCGCCUGAUGAGAAACUGCAGAGGCAAGAACUGGAAGAUUUUAAGCAGCGCAUGAGGAUCCGCAGAGAGCAGAAGAUGCUGAAACAGAUGAACAUGGCCUCUGAGGAAUAAUUUCUAUACAUAUCGUUAUAUAAAAAUUAAACUAUAUCUCGCUCAUUUUAGCGUCACAAAGGAUCGACUUUGGGGUCAAGGCUUCAUGUGCAACUUUGAAAUGCCUCUCCUAAAGUGUCAGAUGAGAAGUUGUGUAAUUUCAGAAACCGGUGUGGAAACGUGUAUAUUUUUUGUAAAUAUAUAACUUGUACUUAAUUUGACUUUAUUUGUGUGUAACAUGAUGUUCCUAAUGGCUGAAAGAUUAUUAUUAUUAUUAAAAAAUAAUUUAAAA
Messenger RNA from Danio aesculapii, 569 nucleotides. RefSeq names its product protein PET100 homolog, mitochondrial. Lineage: Eukaryota; Metazoa; Chordata; Actinopteri; Cypriniformes; Danionidae. Gene Ontology annotation, cellular component: mitochondrial inner membrane; mitochondrion. The transcript is spliced from 4 exons. The record is from RefSeq and is a predicted model, not a curated record. Gene Ontology annotation, biological process: mitochondrial respiratory chain complex IV assembly. The coding region runs from base 62 to 298 and encodes 78 amino acids.